AUGUUUACACCUUCAGUCCUGAACCUCCAGCAUUAACCUAGAACUGUAAUCUCAGAAUCAGAGGUAGCUUAAGACCAAGUAUAGACAGUGGUCAAAAUAACAGAAACUGCACAUACAAAAGGUUUGUAGUCUGAGGUUUCUUAAUCACAACUCCAAACACAGCUACAAAGGAUGUCUGCAGGCGAGCGCCUGUUCCAGUGUGAGGACCCAGCUAUCUGGAGAGGUGUUUAUGAGAAAUACUGGGCAGUGGUGGAAGCAAAGGAUGCUAGAAAGGGAAAGAAUUUAGGAAAGCUGUUGGAACUAGAGAAAUGGUAUCAUGAGGAGCUUCCAGCGAACAUUGUGGCUCGGACUGAGCGUUUUCUAACACACCCAGAACUAGUGAAACUCAUGGAGUGGAAACUGACUAGGGGGAAGUUUAGGCCUCGGCUAAAACAGCUGGUGAGCUCAAACAGUAAGGAUGAGGUGCAUCGCUGUACAAAGAAAGCAUUCUCUCUUCUUCCAGAAGUCCAAUCAGCAAUCACAGAACUGAGCACUCUCAAAGGGCUCGGACCCGCUACGGCAUCAGCUGUAUUAGCAGCAGGGGCUCCUGAUGAAGUGCCCUUCAUGGCUGAUGAGGCUGUGGAGAGCAUUGCUGAUCUGAAGCCGAUUCAGUACACAGCCAAGCACUACUCUCUCUUUUUAGAAAAAAUACUACACAAAACACAACAGCUCAACAAAGUGGACACUCAACAAGAUUGGACAGCUCACAAGGUGGAGAUGUGCUUAUGGGCAUAUACUGUGGCCAAUCAGAUUAAACCAUCACUGCUGGAGGAGCUUCCAUUGAAUGAUACUGUCCAACCAAACAGGGAGACCAGCCAGAAGACGGAGAAAAGCAAAGAGACCAGUGAGCCGCAAUCUAAGAGACGAAAGCUGGACUAGUGUAAGAAGGACACUGAGGGGAAAAAACUCCUUGUGUUUGGUCUGCAUGAUCCAGCUCAGCACAGGAGCUUUAUGUGGUUGCUUUGAGUUUGUUUUAACAUAUCUGUAUUGGUUCCACAGUUAAUAUUGGUUAAUAUUGCUUUCUUAUUAUGCAUUAUGUUUCAUUUAGAUUUUUUAAAAUAAAUGUUCUAAUUGA
Molecule: messenger RNA, 1114 nt
Organism: Trichomycterus rosablanca
Lineage: Eukaryota; Metazoa; Chordata; Actinopteri; Siluriformes; Trichomycteridae
Exons: 6
Coding region: 172-918 (248 amino acids)
Source: RefSeq, a predicted model, not a curated record